UGCGUUUUGCCGUGUCGUGUCGUGCCGCGUGUGUGGAGACAUAGCUUUAGUGAUUAGGGCGAGCUGUUUUGGAAAUGUUGCAUAUUGAGCGAGCUGUUUAGGCUUUGCAUUUUAUUAUGAGAUUAACAACAAGAGACACAAACGUAAUAGUGACAAGAGCGAGCUGUUUUGGAAAUUGAAUUGAUGCUUGUUGAUCAAUAAUUCUAUAAAUAAUCAGUUUCUCUGAUUGUUUAAUCAGUUCAGAGUAAAAUCUAGAAUUAUCUUUCAACUAUGGCUGAGACACCUACACCAACAACGCCCGAUUCCAGGAAGCGAAAGAUGAAGAGUUAUACUGUAGCUUACAAGCUUGAAGCCAUACAGUGGUUUAAAGAUGGCAACUCAAAGGAAGCUACAGCGAGAAAAUUCAAUGUUGAUUCAAAACGCAUCAGAGAAUGGGUGAAGCAGGAGGAGAAGCUACGAGCAGCAAACCAUGGCAGCAACAGCAAACGACGGAAGCUUGAUGGAGGGGGGCGCAGGCCUCUUGAUGAGAACCUGGAGACAGAGCUGGUCCAGUGGAUCGAAGACCAGAGGGCCCAGAGACUACGAGUCACCAGGAAGAGAGUCCAGCGCCGAGCACUGGAAUUGUUUGAUCACGAGAACGCCGACUCCCCCUUUGUAGCCAGUCGAGGAUGGUUGGAAAAAUUCUUCAACCGCCAUGGGAUCACCCUCCGACGACGCACCACCCUCGCACAGAAAGUUCCAGACGCUGUCAUCCCCAAACUGAUGUCGUACUUCUUGUUCGUGCGGUCAUUGUGUUUGCGGUUUUUGUUUCAAGACUCGCAGAUCGGCGCCAUGGACGAGACCCCGGUGUGGUUCGACAUGCCAGGGGACACCACUGUGGACUUCACUGGUACCAAGUCGAUACCACUGAAGACAACUGGUCAUGAGAAGUCGCGAAUUACAGUUGUCCUGGCUGCCAAAGCCAAUGGUGUAAAGUUACCGCCCUUUAUUGUGUUUAAAGGUGUUCGAAAAGACAAAGAGUUAGACAAUACUCGCAGAUCGGCGCAUGGACGAGACCCCGGUGUGGUUCGACAUGCCAGGGACACCACUGUGGACUUCACUGGUACCAAGUCGAUACCACUGAAGACAACUGGUCAUGAGAAGUCGCGAUAUACAGUUGUCCUGGCUGCCAAAGCCAAUGGUGUAAAGUUACCGCCCUUUAUUGUGUUUAAAGGUGUUCGAAAAGACAAAGAGUUAGACAAUGUUCGUGGUGUUGUUUCUGUCAUGUCAUCCAAUGGGUGGAUGAACGAAGACCUCACACUUGUCUGGUUAACGAAAGUGUGGGGCGCCCUGGCAUUCGGCAAACGCCUGCUGGCAUGGGAUGCUUUUCGAUGCCACAUUAUGGACACUGUCAAGGACAAACUUCGGCGGCUGAACACGGAGAUGGCGGUCAUCCCUGGUGGGUGCACUGGACUGGUCCAGGCGCCAGAUGUUUGUUGGAACCAGCCAUUCAAGACGGCAUGCCGAGAACAGUACGACGAGUGGAUGGCCAACGGGGAGAAGUUUUAUACCAAGGGGGGCAACAUGAGAGCUCCUCCAAAGUGA
Priapulus caudatus is the source of this 1584-nucleotide messenger RNA. RefSeq names its product tigger transposable element-derived protein 1-like. Gene Ontology annotation, cellular component: nucleus. The coding region runs from base 271 to 1584 and encodes 437 amino acids. Gene Ontology annotation, molecular function: sequence-specific DNA binding. The transcript has 2 exons. NCBI's taxonomy places the organism in Eukaryota, Metazoa, Priapulida, Priapulimorpha, Priapulimorphida, Priapulidae. The record is from RefSeq and is a predicted model, not a curated record.